CGCUGUUUUCAGAGAGAGGGAGAGAAUGAAUCGAACGCACCUGUUAUUAAGCGCUGACACCAUCGCUAGCUAACCUAGCUUUCAAUGUAGCAAACAGGUAAGUAGAGUAUCAUCCGUUUGGCAUGGCGGAGGGUACCGGUAACGUGAGUCCGGCCAACCUUCCUCCUGGAGACCCGCAGCUGAUCGCUAUGAUAGUAGAGCACCUGAAGAACCGGGGGCUUUUUGACGAGUUCCGUCGGGACUGUCUGGCCGACGUUGAUACGAAGCCUGCCUAUCAGAACCUGCGACAGAAAGUUGACAACUUUGUCACAUCACACCUGAGCACACAAGACUGGAACCCAUCUAUCAACAAGAACCAGAUGAGGAACGGACUGAGGCAAAGUGUCGUUCAAUCUGGUAUGUUGGAGUCCGGUGUGGACAGGAUCAUCACGCAGGUCGUGGACCCCAAAAUGAACCACACUUUCCGGCCGCAUAUAGAAACUGCCAUCCACGAUUUCCUGUCGGGAGACAGGAAGGAGGAGAACGCCUUAAGUUCUAACUCUGCACCAUCUGAACAGACAGAAGCACAGGAGGCCCCGUCCGCCUCCGGCCCCAAAACCCCAUUGGUGGAGACACGCGCUCCCUUCAGUCAUAUCGUGGUGACCGCCCCCCUCCCCCCGCCGUCCAACUUUAUAUAUAUAUCAGCCUUCAUGCUGCGGUGGUGCUAUCUAGUGGAAACCCCUCCCUGCAAGGCUACACUCCUGAAAAAAACAAAAAAACAAAAAACAAACAAACAAACAAAAAACACUCAGUCAGUCUUCGUCAUGCCGGUGAACUUAUCCGCUGUGUUUUGUGUGUUUUCCCUGUUCCUGGCCUGUCAUCAGGUGCUGCCCGUGGAUCCGCAUGAUGUCCAGGAGAAACAAGUGAGCCAGCCCAAGAGACGACUCUCUCUGCAGAGCACAGUGGAGAUUCAGAGCUGCCUGGUGAGUUCAGGGGAUGUCGGCUGUGGGACGUUUCAGUGCUUCAACAACAACUCCUGUGAAAUCCAAGGGUUGCACCACAUCUGUCUGACUCUGCUGCACAACGCCGGGCGCUACGACUCACAGGGCAAGUCAUUUGUGAAGGAUGCGUUGCGGUGCAUGGCCCUGGGACUCCGACAGCGAUUCAGCUGUGUCAGCCGCCGAUGCUCAGCGGUUAAAGAGAUGGUGUACUCGCUCCAGAGAGAGUGCUAUUCUAAACAUCAGCUAUGCCUGGCAUUACGGGACCACAUGGACACCACAGGCAACCUGGUCCAGUUCCACUUGAUGUUUCCUCCAGGACCCUACGUGGAGCUGGUGAACUUCCUGUUGAAGUGUGGCGACGAGGUCAGGUCGUGGGUCAGCCGGCGGUUGCGUGGGCAAUGUGAGCAACACUGGGGGGCGCUGUGCAGAAGCUUCGGCAGCACCUGUUCUCUCAGCCAAUCGGACGUGCCGCAGCACACCACCGCCCAACCGAGCACUGUGCCCUGGCCUAUCACUGCUCAGGGACCCGUGCAGCAGCCAACCAGAGCAGCCGAACAAGACGACAGGAGUGGGCUCGAUCAGAUCGACAACACGACUGAAACUGGUCUCUCCAUGUCUGAGAGAACCAAUGGUACUGCUUCAUAAAGCUACAGCGAGCCACGCAGCUAUGCAGGCAGAGGUGCAGACAGGGUACACAAAGAUUCAGAGAUUGUGCACUUAUUUCUAUUGGAUAAGUAGUAGAAUGAGUAAAAGUAGUGGCAGUAGUAGUAGUUUUAUUAGAGUACUCAGUGUAGUAUUGCUGGUGAAAGCAAUGCAACAUAACUUAUUUAAUUUGUUGGGUAUUUGUGCUAUUAAUAUUUUUCUUUACAUUUGACUUUGUACAAGGAUAAAAAACAAUUAUCUACCUCACUUCAACAUCACAGUAAACCACAGUGGCAGUAUCAUUCAGCAACGGGCAUGGACACACACGAGUAAACACUACAGGGAAUUUCUCUCUAGUUCACGUGCAGCUGAUGGCUGAAAGUCAGUAUUCUACCUAUUUAAGUCUGUUUUUGUAUUUAUGAGCAUUGUUGUUUUAUGCACCGUGUAGUUGGCACACUAUCAAACGUUAUCUUGUAGACAGUCAGGGUGCAGUCUGCAGGAAGGGAAGCACUCUUUGGUUGUGGCGUGUAAUAGAUAUGUAUUUUUGAUGCUCUACUUGAACGAUCACAUUUCAUACAGACCCCAGGUUUCAAGCUAUAUUUUGUAAGUUUUUAUUUAAAUGAAUUUAAAAAAUACAUUUGUAAGCAAUUUUGAUUGAAAUUAAAUAAACUACAAUGAUGUCACUGGA
Molecule: messenger RNA, 2310 nt
Organism: Lates calcarifer (barramundi perch)
Lineage: Eukaryota; Metazoa; Chordata; Actinopteri; Centropomidae
Exons: 7
Coding region: 123-1625 (500 amino acids)
Cellular component (GO): extracellular region
Molecular function (GO): hormone activity
Source: RefSeq, a predicted model, not a curated record